Vicia villosa (hairy vetch) is the source of this 420-nucleotide messenger RNA. RefSeq lists its product as uncharacterized. The record is from RefSeq and is a predicted model, not a curated record. The transcript has a single exon. The coding region runs from base 1 to 420 and encodes 139 amino acids. NCBI's taxonomy places the organism in Eukaryota, Viridiplantae, Streptophyta, Magnoliopsida, Fabales, Fabaceae.
AUGUUAUUCAUUGAUGAUUGCUUCCUUUUGCUCGAAGAACUUGACAUCAGUAUUACACGGUUCAUAUUUCGACAGGCUUUUUCAUUAGCACUUUCCAAACUCCGCAAAAUUAACCUGUGUGAUAAUUACUAUAUGUCAAAUGAAUUACUUUUCCACUUGUUCAAGAAUUGUAAGCUUCUCGAAGAGGUUAAUAUCGUUAGAUGUUGGGGCAUAACACUGUCUGACAUUGCAACCUCUCUCCGCGAGAGGCCAACAUUGAUGUGUAUAAACCUUAGUUAUUGUAAAAGACUCACCGAAUCAUCUUUGUUUAAACUCGUUAGUAACUGUCCUUCACUUACUGAGAUCAAAAUGGAAUGGACAUCUAUUGGAAAAGAGAGCAUGAUUUUAAAUUGCGGUCCGCAACCGCAAUUGCACCUGUAA